AUGCGAAAAGGCGCCGUUAACACCGAGGGAACCCCGAAAUUUGGACAGUGCCGCGGGGGAAAGGAGCCAGAACCCUCAGAGGACAACAGGACCCGCUGCAAAAAGCACUGGGAGGGAACUGGGAUCGAACCGCGCCCGGAGGCGGCAGUGGGCGGGGCCGGGGGCGAGGGGCGGGACUAUGCAAAUCAGAGAGUCAUCGCGCGCUGGGAUUGGUGGGCGGGAGCAGCGCGGGGUUUGCCCGGUCACGUGAGGGGCGGGACGGGGUCGGAGCGAUGGCGGCGGCGUCCGCAGUGUCACCACGAUGGGACAGGUGGUGACAGAGGUGGUGGCCUUGGUCCCCAGCUGAUCCUGUUCGGGCUCAGCAACCAGCUGGUGGUGGCCUUCAAGGAGGACAACACGGUGGCCUUCAAGCACCUGUUCCUCAAGGGCUACGAGGACGGCACCGAUGACACCCAGGCCAUCUACACCCGCGGGGACCUCCUGGAGCACCUGGACUUCGUCCUUGAGAAGUACCUGGCUGUCCCCAACGAGACCCUGGGCCGCUACGCCUACGGUGGCACCGGGAGUGGCGCCGGGCUCCGGCUGUGCCAGCGCUUCUUCCGCAGGGGGGACAUCGACCCCGGCAACGACACCUUCGACAUCGACCCCAGCGUGGUCACCGAAUGUCUGGGGGUGCACCCCGGGGACCCCCAGCCGCCGGCGCUGGACGGCACCGACGGCAAUUUCACCCUCCAGUUCCACAGGCUGAUCAACGUCACCGUGGAGUUCCAGCUCAAGGCCAUCAACAUCCAAACGCUGCUGAACCACGAGAUCCCCGACUGCUACACCUUCAGUGUCACCGUCACGUUUGACAACAGCGCCCACAGCGGGCGGGUGCGGAUCCGCCUGGACACCCACGCGGCCAUCCGGGAGUGCCACCACCCCUCGCUGCCCGGCAGAGGUGACACCCCGCUGCGCCUGUCCUUCGACGUGCUGGUGACGGCCGUGUGCGCCCUGUCCCUGGCGCUCUGCGCCCGCUCCAUCGCCCGCGGGCUGCUCCUGAUGAGGGAGUUCAGCCGCUUCCUGCGCCGCCGCCGCGGCCUGGCCGUGUCGCUGUCGGACCGGCUGGAGUUCCUCAACGGGUGGUACCUGCUGCUGGUCACCAGCGACCUCCUCACCGUGCUGGGCACCGUGCUCAAGAUCGGCAUCGAGGCCAAGAACUUCUCGGGGUACGACGUGUGCAGCAUCCUGCUGGGCACCUCAACGCUGCUGGUGUGGGUCGGCGUCAUCCGCUACCUGACCUUCUUCCAGAAGUACAACAUCCUGAUCGUGACGCUGCGCGUGGCGCUGCCCAACGUGAUGCGCUUCUGCUGCUGCGUGGCCGUGAUUUACCUGGGCUACUGCUUCUGCGGCUGGAUCGUGCUGGGCCCGCACCACGUCAAGGUGGCCAUUCCCAAAUUUCGGGUUUGGGGUUGGGAGAUUCCCAAAUUUCGGGUUUGGGGUUGGGAGAGUCCCAGAUUUCAGUUUUGGGAGUUCGCCACCUUCGCGGCGCUGCGGCCCAGCGGGGCGCUGGUGUGGCUCUUCAGCCAGGUGUACCUGUACUCCUUCAGCGCGCUCUUCAUCUACAUGGUGCUCAGCCUCUUCAUCGCCCUCAUCACCGGCUCCUACGACACCAUCAAGAACCAGUCCGAGGGUGACACCGCCGUGUCCCAGCUCCUGUCCCCUGUGUCCCCUGUGUCCCCAGAACCAGUCCGAGGGUGACACCGCCGUGUCCCAGCUCCUGUCCCCUGUCCCCUGUGUCCC
This is a messenger RNA of Lonchura striata (white-rumped munia), 1782 nucleotides long. The record is from RefSeq and is a predicted model, not a curated record. NCBI's taxonomy places the organism in Eukaryota, Metazoa, Chordata, Aves, Passeriformes, Estrildidae.